GUCAUAGAACUAUUUUACUUUUCUCUUGGAGAACCUUUUUAACAUCCCUAAGAAAAUGAAGGUUACUAUACCGAUUUUUGCCAUAGUUCUUUGUGGCCUAACUGUUGUCGAGUCUCAAAAUUGCCAGGAGUGCAUUUCGGACAAUGAAGUUUACUGCGUAAACCAAACUUCAUAUAGGAAUUGUUUGAAAAGUAGUCCCUUUGGCAAUGUGAUAAACUGUCCCACAGGAACGGUUUGCACUAAUUCCAAUGACGUUUGUGUGCAAAGUUCCGAAGUUACAGGAACUAUAAUAGAUGUGUGCGGAACCUCUGGAGGUAUCGGAUGUGCAACAUGCACAGAUACUAAUUACGCUUGUGUCAGCAAAACUCAAUUUGCGAGAUGUUCUAAAGAAGCUCUAAUAGAUGCGAAUGUCUAUAGUUGCAAUACUGAUGAGAUUUGUAGCUCGACAGCUCUUAAGAAGUACGGCAAUAUCUGUGUGCCCUCGUGCGCUCGUGAUUUCCUGGAUUUAAACGCUACGUGCAGCAACAGUGAAUACUCGACGACGACUACUGCAGCUCCGUCAACUGUUUCACCCAGUGCUGAUGAUAAAAUUAGUGCCUGUACCCAGGCAGAAAAGGACCUUGGGGUACCAUCAAACACCACCUACUUCCUCACAAUAUAUAAAGCCGAUAUUACCUGUCAUACUUAUCUGUACUGCCAAAGAAAUGUUGACGUCAAAUGGGAAACCGUAUAUAUGUCCUGUUCAUCAUCCCAGCCAUAUUACGAUUCUAAAAAAAACGUAUGUGUGGGAACGAAGCCAACAGGUUGCCCUUAAUUCGACUAAAUAUGGCACUAACUGCAGAAUUAACUAUAUAUCAGGACCUUUUAAUAUACUUUAAAAGUUAUCUUCUUGAUAUUAAAAUGUAUAUUUGUCAAAAAAAAAAUAAAAUACACGUCACUAUUUUUUA
This is a messenger RNA of Drosophila suzukii, 947 nucleotides long. RefSeq lists its product as uncharacterized. The record is from RefSeq and is a predicted model, not a curated record. NCBI's taxonomy places the organism in Eukaryota, Metazoa, Arthropoda, Insecta, Diptera, Drosophilidae.